This is a messenger RNA of Phaedon cochleariae (mustard beetle), 387 nucleotides long. The record is from the annotation of a GenBank genome assembly. NCBI's taxonomy places the organism in Eukaryota, Metazoa, Arthropoda, Insecta, Coleoptera, Chrysomelidae.
AUGACUGGCAGAGGACAGAGCAGUGGAGCUCUGCCUUUCUGCACGAACAGCUCCCAGGGCACCCUUUCUUGCAUUCACAUGAGAUCUUUAGAGAAAGAGGUGCGGGAUCCAUGGUGGUGGAGAUGGGGGAAGUCCAAAGUAUCUUUCGCGAUAUCACCCUCAUAUAAAGCCACAAAGCAUUUAAUGCCUGCUUCUCUCACGGCUUGUGGGGUGGAGUCUGGCCGAAGAAAGACUUCCACGUGCUCAGCAAGUGGUGCACUCUUGCUCAGGAGUGUAGUGAAUUUGGUCUUCCCUUGGCUAAACGGCGCUGAGGUAGUAUCGCACCCGGUGAAUGCGUGGGUGAAUAGUACCGUCCCUGGUGAUCGCUGGGAGUCCUGGUGUUUGUAG